AUGUCUUCGCCCGACGAGCUGUACCCGCAGCCCUGUGCUUUCUGCAAAAUCAGCACCGCCUAUCCACCCUCCUCGACCUCCCCGGUACCUCACAACCCAGACCCAGCAAAAUGCGAACCGCAAUGCCACCUCAUCCUCUCCACACCCCACGUGCUCGCCUUCCUCGACAUCAUGCCCAUAGCGCCAGGCCACAUCCUCCUCACAACACGAAAACACUACGCCAAACUCUCCGAUCUCCAGAGACCUUCGUCAAGUAAGCAACGAACGGAUUGGAUCUCCAGCAAGCAAGCCGCCGAAGCGCUGGAAACGAGUCGUGCGAUGGGGGAAUUCCUGCCCGUGCUGAGCCGUGCGCUGUGUAGGGUCACGGGCGUAGAGGAUUGGAAUAUCGUGCAGAACAACGGGGAGCGUGCGGCGCAGGUGGUGCCGCACGUGCAUUUCCAUUUGAUCCCGAGGUAUCAGGAGGGGAGGGUGGAGAAGAAGAAGAACGGGAUGGGGGAGGCGCAGAUGAGGAGUUGGAGGAUGUUUGGACGGGGGGCGAGGGAGGAUUUGGAUGACGAGGAGGGCAGGGUGUUGGCUGGACGACUGAGGGAGGCAAUAAGAGAGGAAAUUGAGUGGAUGGACACGGGGAAUGUGAAGGAGAAGGGGAGAUUAUGA
Messenger RNA from Lecanosticta acicola, 654 nucleotides. Lineage: Eukaryota; Fungi; Ascomycota; Dothideomycetes; Mycosphaerellales; Mycosphaerellaceae. The record is from the annotation of a GenBank genome assembly.